Arvicanthis niloticus (Nile rat) is the source of this 1398-nucleotide messenger RNA. The record is from RefSeq and is a predicted model, not a curated record. NCBI's taxonomy places the organism in Eukaryota, Metazoa, Chordata, Mammalia, Rodentia, Muridae.
AUGAAAACCCCUAGGCAGGAUGAGUCCCAGAACUCAGGUUGUACCAUCAUGACCUUCUGCCCAAACAUGGAAGAAUUCUCAGACUUCAGCAAAUACAUUGGCUACAUGGAAUCCCAAGGAGCACACCGAGCUGGCGUGGCCAAGGUGAUCCCACCCAAGGAGUGGAAAUGCAGGCUGUCCUAUGAGGAUGUCACGCAUAUGUCAAUUCCUGCUCCCCUGCAGCAAGUGGUCUCUGGGAAGGCAGGUGUGUUCACCCAAUACCAUAAGAAGAAGAAAGGCAUGACAGUGGGGCAGUAUCGUGAGCUGGCCAACAGCAAAAAAUACCAGACACCGCCACACCUGGAUUUUGAAGAUUUGGAGAGAAAAUACUGGAAGACUCGCCUGUUUGGGUCACCGAUUUAUGGUGCUGACGUCAGCGGCUCCCUGUUUGAUGAGAACAUUCAGCAUUGGAACGUGGGCCACCUGGGAACCCUUCUGGAUGUGUUGAAGCAGGACCGAGGCAUAGUGAUUGAGGGCGUCAACACGCCCUACCUGUACUUUGGCAUGUGGAAGACCACCUUUGCAUGGCACACGGAGGACAUGGAUCUAUACAGCAUCAACUACCUGCACUUUGGGCAGCCCAAGACCUGGUAUGCUGUGCCCCCUGAGCAUGGCAGGCGCCUGGAGCGCCUGGCCAAGGAACUCUUCCCUGGGAGCUCCCAGAGCUGCCAGGCCUUCCUGAGGCACAAGGUGGCGCUCAUCUCGCCCACCGUGCUCAAGGAGAAUGGCAUCCCCUUUGGCCGCAUCACCCAGGAGGCUGGGGAGUUCAUGGUCACCUUUCCCUAUGGCUACCAUUCGGGCUUCAACCAUGGCUUCAACUGUGCAGAGGCCAUCAAUUUCGCCACCCCGAGGUGGAUCCACUAUGGCAAGGUGGCCUCUCAGUGCAGCUGUGGGGAGGUCAGGGUGAGCUUCCCCAUGGAUGCCUUCCCCAUGGAUGAGGGGCUCCUGCAGCCUGAGAGUUGUGCACUGUGGAAACAGCAAGGGAAUCCUAGAGCCACGGAUCACCUGGAGCUCACCUCAUGCCCCGGGCAGCAGGAACUGACUCUUGGGACCUUCACACUGGACCCAGGGAAGCCCACUUUGAACCAGAGGCGUUCUCCUUUGCGACCCAUCAGGAGUCAGGUGAGCAGAGGACACAACAGCUGUCCUUACACAAAGGUGCACCCAGAAUCCCCGUGUCUUUUCCCAUGCAAGCCUUUGACUCCUCAUCCUGCUAACCAAGAAACAAGAUUCUUCAAGCAAGCUUCUGGAGCUUCUAGGAUCCCUGUCGACUGCUGUGCACCCACCCACAGGACUGGAGAAUCUUGGAUAGGAGCAUCCGAAGUCUCCCUGCAGCCCUCGUUCAUGGACUUGAAGUAA